CCCUGCCUGCCCGCGCCUGUACGGCUCUUGUCUCUGCCUCGAUGGCUUCCACGGCGGCGCAGCCGGUGGUGUUGGUGACGAACGACGACGGCAUCGACGCGCCGGGGCUCCGCUUCCUCGUCGACCAGCUCGUCGCCCAGGGCCGCUACCGCGUCCUCGUCUGCGCGCCCGACACAGACCGGUCAGGUGUUAGCCACUGCAUUACAUGGCGUUCUCCACUCCGCUGUAAACGUGUUGAUAUCACUGGUGCUGCAGCAUUUGGAGUUUCAGGAAAUCCUGCUGACUGUGCCUCUUUAGGCAUCUCUGGAAAGCUCUUUGAUGGUUUGGUUCCUGAUUUGGUACUUAGCGGAAUCAACAUUGGCAGCAAUUGUGGAUUCCAUGUUGUAUAUUCUGGAACAGUUGCUGGUGCCAGGGAGGCAUUUAUAUAUGGGUUUCCUGCAUUAGCUAUGUCAUACAAUUGGGUUGCUGGUAAGAGCAGUGUUAAUGAUCUGAAAGUGGCUGCGGAGGUUUGUAUGCCUCUGAUAAAUGCUGUCAUGGUCGAGAUCAAGAAUGGAACGUAUCCUAAAGAAUCGUUCCUAAAUAUAGACGUGCCAACUGAUGCUGGACAUCACAAGGGAUACAAAAUUACAAAGCAAGGAAAAUUUAUGGCCAGAAUUGGAUGGGAGCCAACAGCUUACAAGAAGCCUGCAGUAGAAAGUUACCAGACAGCAAACGUGAAUGCUGACACUGAAAAUGACAUGGAAGUAGAUAGUUCAUCGGAGAAUGACCUAUUGUUUAAAAGAGUGAUAGUGAAGAAAAGUUAUGAUGAAGAGGAAGGAGAUGACAUAGACUACAAAUCCCUUGUAGAUGGAUAUAUUACUGUUACUCCUUUGGGUGCUCACUCCCGCGCAGAAGCAGAUGCCAUACCUUAUUACAAAGCAUGCUUGUCACGUAUCUGAAGGUGAGCAUGAUACUUUGGAGGCUGGCCAAACUGAUACUAUGGAUGACAUCUCCUCAAAUCGCGAAGAAAAUCUACACAAAUUUAUGCCAUCCUAGUAGAUGCUGAUGCUGUAUUUGCCAUGCUAUGAAUCGUGGCAAUUCAUUACAUGUCUCAAGAAACACUGGCUAUUCCUAACCAUGGUUUUCAAUAAGUAAUGGUGUUAGCUGUCUCCAAUCAUUCAUGUGAAUCUUAUCAUUUCAACUGCAUUUUAUUCUGUACCUGACUACCUUUUGGGGGGAACUGCCUAGUUAGUACUUAGUACUUGCCAUAUUUUAGCUGAUUCUAUUUCGUUUGGAAUACUGUUACAGCAAUAUGGAGUUGAGAUACAGAUUAAAUAUCUGAUAUAAUUAGUAGACUUGUCAUUUUUUUUA
Molecule: messenger RNA, 1350 nt
Organism: Lolium rigidum
Lineage: Eukaryota; Viridiplantae; Streptophyta; Magnoliopsida; Poales; Poaceae
Product: 5'-nucleotidase SurE
Exons: 10
Coding region: 42-938 (298 amino acids)
Cellular component (GO): cytosol
Molecular function (GO): nucleotidase activity
Source: RefSeq, a predicted model, not a curated record